UUUUUGUUUUAGGGUUUUCAGUCGCUGAGAAAACUUUUGAUUCAUUCUUUCAUUCAUCUUCUUCUUCUUCUUCAAGCAGAGACGCUCCCUCAAACUCAACCGACAUGGAUCCUAACCUCGCCAACAACCCUGAAUUGCUUCAAUUCCUCAACCAAGAGAAAGAAAGAGCGAUGGUGAAUGAAAUGGUGGCAAAACUAACAAGUGUGUGCUGGGACAAAUGCAUCACUAGCUCACCUGGAAGUAAGUUCAGCUCAAGCGAGACUUCUUGCCUCACUCAUUGCGCGCAACGCUACAUGGAUAUGAGUAUGAUCAUCAUGAAACGCUUUCAGUCGCAGUAACUUCGAUGAGAAGUUGAUUCUCAUACUUGUUUCCGAUUUUAUUAUCCUUUUGUUGCUCUUGGCAAGUGUUGAACUCCUUUUCACUCUAGUGAUUUUGCAAAGAGUAUUCUCGGAUAUGUGUUUUUAGGAAAUCUUUAUGGUUUGGUUAUGUGAUUGAGAUUGUUAUUGAUGGCUAGUUAUAUGUAUUCAGAAACAAUUGUGGGAUAAUGUGAUUUUAGUAA
This is a messenger RNA of Camelina sativa (false flax), 559 nucleotides long. RefSeq names its product mitochondrial import inner membrane translocase subunit TIM8. The record is from RefSeq and is a predicted model, not a curated record. Lineage: Eukaryota; Viridiplantae; Streptophyta; Magnoliopsida; Brassicales; Brassicaceae.